AGCUCGCCUUUAAACCCUAGCAAAGCCGUCGGCCGCCGCUGGCUCCCGUCCUGGAGAUUCCGCGGGAGCGCUUCUCUCCCUCGCCGGUGUUCCAGCCUUUGAGUUGAGGAAUCCGAGGUAGGGUUGCUAUGGGGAAAGGUGGCAAGCAGGCAGUGGAAAGUGAUAGGGGUGAGAUCAUACACCUUGAUUACAGAGAUUUUGGAGGUUGGGGCGCUGAAAAGUUUGCCCGUUAUGUGAACAAACUAUUGCUCGCCCGUCGAAAUGUAGACUUGCACACAUUCCGUCUGCAUUGGGAUCAUUAUGUUCCCCUGAACUGCAAGGAUGUCAGAUCGUGGAUUAGCUACGCGGUGAAACAUAAAGUUAAAGUGCUUGAUGUGGAACUUCGUAUGUAUGAUAAGACUAAUUUACCUCCUGGCAUUUUCACCUGUCGCUCACUUCAGGAGCUAAAUUUGCAGUGGGGUGAAGCUCCUUACCAAGAAAUUGAACAUAAGGGACUUGUACCGCCUGACAGAAUCAGGCUUCCUUCUCUAAAAAAAUUGACUCUGCGAGAUGUCGAAGUGAGCGAGCUUCCUCUGAGCAGUUUCAUUGACCGGAGCCCUGGCCUAGAAGACUUGCAUUUGAUAGAAUCUGCAACGUGUCUUAAGCUCAUAGCCUCAAAAGUGCUAAAAAGGCUGACCCUUGAUGGUUCCAUGUAUGGAGUCGAGAACCUUGUAAUUUCUGCCCCUCAUCUCAUUAGCUUUGAGUGCACUGGUUGUUCACUGAAAGAUAUUUCCUGGAGAGACAAGCCAUCCUUAGAGAGAGCACGCAUACAUACUUGUGGGAGUACAUUUGGUGGUGAAUCUAGGUUUACAGAAGUUCUCGUGCACGCCAAAGAACUUGCAUUAUUUGGUUCUGACAUAAAGGUUAUGUUGGAAAAGGAGCUGCCUACUUGUUCAGUGUUUGAGAACCUUACAACUCUUGAACUUGGUAAAUGGGAUUUAACCAAGGACAUCUAUGCUGUGCUUCGCUUUCUCCAGCUUUCACCAAGACUAGAAGAACUCACUUUAAUGCAUAGGCUGCCUUACAAAGAAGCUGAAACAGAUGUUAUGCCAAUUGGCGAAAUGAGCUUCCAGUGCCCAUUCCUUGGAAGUGUGACCAUACAACGUUCAGAGGGUGAUACUGGAGUUGAUAAGCUGGUGGAUGUUCUGGUUGCGCAUGGGGUUAGUUCGGACAAGAUAAGGGUUACUUCCUAUGAAGAUAUCCAGAAGAAGGCUCACGCUGACAAGAUACGUGCCGAACAGGAGCGGCCGAAGAAAAAGCGCAGAAUGGUUUGAUGAUGAUCCUUGCGCACCCCGAGUGACCUUGUU
This is a messenger RNA of Lolium rigidum, 1346 nucleotides long. RefSeq lists its product as uncharacterized. The transcript is spliced from 4 exons. The coding region runs from base 129 to 1313 and encodes 394 amino acids. The record is from RefSeq and is a predicted model, not a curated record. Lineage: Eukaryota; Viridiplantae; Streptophyta; Magnoliopsida; Poales; Poaceae.